This is a messenger RNA of Sorex araneus (European shrew), 1344 nucleotides long. RefSeq names its product 5-hydroxytryptamine receptor 3C. Gene Ontology annotation, biological process: regulation of membrane potential; chemical synaptic transmission; nervous system process. Gene Ontology annotation, cellular component: membrane; neuron projection; synapse. NCBI's taxonomy places the organism in Eukaryota, Metazoa, Chordata, Mammalia, Eulipotyphla, Soricidae. Gene Ontology annotation, molecular function: extracellular ligand-gated monoatomic ion channel activity; neurotransmitter receptor activity; transmembrane signaling receptor activity. The record is from RefSeq and is a predicted model, not a curated record. The transcript has 9 exons. The coding region runs from base 1 to 1344 and encodes 447 amino acids.
AUGGAAGGGGGGCGGCCGACGUGGGGGGAGUUACUUCUGGGUCUCACUGUCAGCCUUCUGCUCCAAGGAAGGACAAACGCUUUCACCAUCAACUGCUCGGGCUUCGACCUGUCUGGGGUGGACCCUGCCAGCUUCCAGAUUAUCUUUAGUCAGAAGGACUUUCCUCCGGUCACCAACUACAGCAUCCCCAUUCAUGUUAACAUCUCCUUCACCAUGUCCGCCAUCCUGAAUGUGGAUGCACAACUCCAGCUGCUGACAACAUUUCUGUGGUUAAAGAUGGCCUGGAUUAACCCCUCCAUCAGCUGGGACCCAGAAGAAUGUGGCGGCAUCAAAAAGCUCACGGUGACAGCUGAGAACCUGUGGCUGCCCGACAUCUUCAUCGUGGAAUCCACGGACGUGGACGAGACGCCCCCCGGCCUCUCCGCCUACGUCGCUCACAACGGGCGCAUUGUGUAUCGCAAGCCGGUGCGGCUGACCAGCAUCUGUAGCCUGGACAUCUUCUACUUCCCCUUCGACCAGCAGAACUGCACCCUCACCUUCAGCUCCUUCCUCUACACGGUGGAAAACAUGCUGCUGGACCUGGACAAGAAAGUGUGGGAGAUAUCGGACACGUCCAAGAACAUCAUCCGCACACAGGGCGAGUGGGACCUGCUGGGCAUCAACAAGGCGACACCGAAGAUGUCUGUGGGCUCCAGCCUGUUUGACCAGAUCAUGUUCUACGUGGCCAUCAGGCGCAGACCCGGACUCUACAUCAUCAACCUUCUGGUGCCCAGUGGCUUUCUGGUGGCCAUCGACGCCCUCAGCUUCUACCUGCCAGCUGAGAAUGAGAACCGGGCGCCCUUCAAGAUCACCCUCCUGCUGGGCUACAACGUCUUCCUGCUCAUGAUGAACAAACUACUUCCCUCCAGCGGCACCCCCCUCAUCAAUGUCUACUUUUCCCUGUGCCUGUCCCUGAUGGUGGUCAGCCUGCUGGAGACCAUCUUCAUCACCUACCUGCUGCACGUGGCCACCACCCAGCCGCCACCCAUGCCUUCCUGGCUCCACUCUCUGCUCCUCUCCUGCACCAGCCCCUGGAAAGGCUGCCCCGCCGUGCUCUGGAAGGAGAAAGUGGACGCCCACCUCCCUCCCACCCAGCUGCCUGGCCCGGUGGAGCUGCAGGAGAGAGAAGCGACAGAGCCAGGACCCAGAGAGGCAGGGGUCACGGAAGGGUCAGGGUGGACGAGGGCCCAGCUUGUUGACUUGUGGGUGUGGUUCGGCCACGUGAUGGACACCUUCCUCUUCCGCCUCUACCUGCUCUUCCUGGCCACCUCCAUCAUCAUGGUCCUCGUGCUCUGGAGCACCUAG